AUGUUAAGAAAAACUAAAGUAGAUUUAGAAGUACUUCAAAAUGUUGAGAAAUACCUGAUGAUUGAGAAGGGAAUAAAUGGUGGUCUUGUAAAUGCUGUCAACAGAUACUCAAAAGUUAAUAAUAAAUACACUCCGAACGUCAAUGCAUCGAUACCUUCAAACUUCUUAUUGUUUUUUGAUGCUAGUUUAUGCAUAGUGCAUGCGCGAUGCAUAGUUUGUAUAGAUGGGCAAUGUGUCAGAAGUUAA
This is a messenger RNA of Auanema sp. JU1783, 246 nucleotides long. The record is from the annotation of a GenBank genome assembly. Lineage: Eukaryota; Metazoa; Nematoda; Chromadorea; Rhabditida; Rhabditidae.